CGAGUAUAAACAAUUUGUCGUGCGCGUACGGAUUACUGACCUUUUUCAAACAAAACAAAACAUAUAUAUACACAUAUAUAUUUAACAUAUUGAUCGUUCAAAUGCGUUUUGGUAAAAUAAAACUGCGAAUUAUCCGUAGUUGAUACCGGAAUAUUUUCGCUAAAUAAAUUCAUCCGAUGCAUUUGAGCGAUCAGCUUUUAUUAAACAGCUGAUUUGCGACAACUUCUGACAGUUCAUUUGACAUUCCAAAAGGUUCAUUUGACGUAUAGAUAAAUUCAUAUAUAAUUUAUUCCUGAUUUGACGUUUGCGCGUUUCUUAAGUUGCUUUAUUUAGUGUGCUUAGAUUUUAUUUAGUUUGAAUUUAUCUAUAACACUUUAAUUAUUAAAACGUAACAUUUAUAAAAUGGCAACCGAAGAAGAGCAAAUUCAGGUGCUACCGGUCAAAGAGCCGCUCGACUUGAUUAGACUGAGCUUGGAUGAAAAAGUGUACGUAAAGAUGCGAAAUGAACGCGAACUACGAGGACGUCUUCAUGCGUUCGAUCAACAUUUGAACAUGGUGUUAGGCGACGCUGAAGAAACAGUAACUACUGUAGAAAUUGAUGAAGAAACUUAUGAAGAAGUAUAUAAAACCACAAAACGAACAAUUCCAAUGCUUUUUGUGCGAGGAGACGGUGUGAUAUUGGUAUCACCUCCCAUGAGAGUUGGCUAAAGCAAAUACUUUAAACUUAGAAUGUAAUCAUAUUAUUAAAUAAAGUAAAUAUGUGCUUAACAGUCAACAUUACAAA
Messenger RNA from Bactrocera tryoni, 784 nucleotides. It is a transcript of the gene LSm3, whose product is annotated as U6 snRNA-associated Sm-like protein LSm3. Gene Ontology annotation, biological process: P-body assembly; mRNA splicing, via spliceosome. Bases 403 to 708 code for a protein of 101 amino acids. NCBI's taxonomy places the organism in Eukaryota, Metazoa, Arthropoda, Insecta, Diptera, Tephritidae. The record is from RefSeq and is a predicted model, not a curated record. Gene Ontology annotation, cellular component: Lsm1-7-Pat1 complex; U4/U6 x U5 tri-snRNP complex; P-body. Gene Ontology annotation, molecular function: RNA binding. The transcript is spliced from 3 exons.